Molecule: messenger RNA, 3182 nt
Organism: Musca vetustissima
Lineage: Eukaryota; Metazoa; Arthropoda; Insecta; Diptera; Muscidae
Product: diacylglycerol kinase theta
Exons: 17
Coding region: 50-3124 (1024 amino acids)
Biological process (GO): intracellular signal transduction; lipid phosphorylation; diacylglycerol metabolic process
Molecular function (GO): ATP-dependent diacylglycerol kinase activity
Source: RefSeq, a predicted model, not a curated record
CUUCGGCAGCAGCACCAACAACAACAACGAUCCCAGCAAAGAUUUCUUAAUGGACUCGAUUGUGCGCAAAAUGGCGGAUGGUGGUCACACGUUCGUAAAGAAGAAUUUCCAUAAGCCAACAUACUGUCAUCAUUGUUCGGAUAUAUUGUGGUUCGGUUUAAUUGGACAAGGUUAUAUAUGUGAAGUAUGUAACUUUAUAAUACAUGAACGAUGUGUCACAAAUGUUGUGACUCCUUGCUCUGGCAUUGCACCCUGUAUUAUUAAGAAUCCCGUGGCUCAUUGUUGGUCGGAACCCACACAACAUAAAAAGAAAUUCUGCACAGUAUGUCGCAAACGUAUGGAUGAUACACCUUCUGUACAUUGCAUAGUUUGUGAAUAUUAUGCACAUCUCGAGUGCCAAGAUUUCGCUGUACCCGAUUGUACAGAAAAUGCCACCUAUGUACCCGGCAAGGAGCUAUUAAAUGUAAAGCAUCAACAUCAUUGGCGAGAAGGCAAUCUACCAUCAAAUUCAAAAUGUGUUUACUGCAAAAAGACCUGUUGGUCAUCCGAAUGUCUAACAGGCUAUCGCUGCGAAUGGUGUGGUCUGGUCACACACGCUGGAUGUCGCAUGUACCUGCCAACCGAAUGUACAUUCGGUUGUUUACAACCGAUCUAUUUACCUCCGCAUUGUGUUUCAAUACCGCGUACCGAGGUGCCAAUUAAAGAAAUAAUGGGUGUUCGAAAAACCGAAUCCGAAUCGAAUUUAGUUCGCGACUAUUCAUGCCCUCGAAGUAUAUCGGAAGAAUUCAGUAGUGGUGAUGCUCCACGCUUCAAAGAUGAAGAAUCGGUGGACAAAAAUGAGGCAAUGUCUGUUGUGGCGGGCGGCAGUGCAGCUGGCUGCAGCAGUGGUGGUUCAUCUUCACAUUAUCGGCCCGAAUCAGCAUCGGGUCAUAAAUCUGAUAAAUCGGACAAAGAAAAAGAGAAGAAGGAAAGGGAACGUGAAGAGAAGGAUAUAGAAGCAAUCAAGGUCUUUGAUGGCAACAAUUCAUUUAGGCGACAGCUAUAUCGCGUUAUAACGGUACCUCGUACAUAUACCUUGGAACAAUUGUUAACAACAGCAUUGCGAGCAUUUCAUAUAUCACGUGAUCCCAGUGCAUUUUAUUUAACCGAUUUAUAUGCUCCCGUCGGCAUGGAAGAUGCCGCUUUGCAAGAUCCAAAUCCUGUAUUAAGCCUAAAUCACAUGGAGGGUAAACGACCAGCUAUAUUUCUUCGGUUUCAAGACAAGGACAAUGGUUUUGUUCGCGUUUAUCCGGGUAAAUUGCAGUGCUCGUUGGAAGAGCCAUAUGUUAGUGUUCCUGUCGAUUCUACGACCACUAUUAAGGAUUUGAUACGUGAUGCUCUAGAUCGUUUUGGUUUACAAGAUAAUCCAAUCGAUGAUUACAGAUGUUCCCAAGUAUUAUUAGAUAGUGGUGUUACCGAACGCAUUUUAUCAUGGAACGAACGCCCAUGGAAUAUUAUGAAACAAAUGGGCAAAGAUUCAAUACGUCAAAUGGAAUUGAUGCGCUUCUAUUUGCAACACCGACAAGAUCCCCAUGGUCCUAAUAUUGCCUUGUUUGUGGGCAAUUUAGAUCCGGGAAAAUCUCAAAGGAAAUAUGAAGAUUUCCUAAAUAAAUAUCUAACGGAAGAUAGUAAAUUUACAAGUAUUGGUCCAAUCUAUUAUGAAUAUGGUUCGGUGGUAUUGACCUAUGAGGAUGCCCAGAAGGCGGUACGAGCCUUCUAUAUUUUGCGUGAAGUACGCUGGGAUGGCAAAGAUUUGUUGGUAAUGCUUUUGCCGAACAUUGAACCGAGUAUGGUGCCACCCGACAUAAAUCCACUGCUAGUCUUUGUAAAUGUUAAGUCAGGCGGUUGCCAAGGUCUAGAGUUAAUAUCGAACUUUAGAAAAUUGCUGAAUCCAUUUCAAGUAUUUAAUUUGGAAAAUGGUGGACCGUUACCGGGAUUAUACGUUUUCCGUCACAUACCGCAUUAUAAGAUCUUGGUUUGUGGCGGUGAUGGUACCGUUGGUUGGGUUCUACAAUGUCUAGAUAAUGUGGGACAAGAUUCGGAAUGUUCAAGUCCACCUUGUGCCAUUCUACCGCUUGGAACUGGCAACGAUUUGGCCCGUGUCCUCUGUUGGGGUUCCGGCUAUACAGGCGAUCAAGAUCCCCUUAGCUAUUUGCGUGAGGUAAUCGAAGCUGAAGAUAUACGCUUAGAUCGUUGGACUGUUGUCUUUCAUCCGGAAGAGAAACCCGAGGAACAAAUAUUAAAGGUUCCCACGAACACAACCGGUAAGAAGAAGAAGGCUCAUCAAGCACAUCUAUCGCAACAAACAGAUCAGCAUCAUCAAGAACCGGCCAUUACAUCGAGUGAAAAAUCAGGCGCCGGCGAUGAUGAAUGUGAGGGUACCAAAAACGAAGACAAUACCCAAAUCUUUGUCAUGAACAAUUACUUCGGCAUCGGCCUGGAUGCCGAUCUCUGUCUGGACUUUCACAAUGCCCGUAUGGAGAAUCCCUUCAAAUUUAAUUCACGUCUACACAAUAAGGGCGUCUACGUUAAGAUGGGUCUACGCAAAAUGAUGGGCGGACGCAAAUGUACAAAGGAUUUGCAAAAGGAAUUGCAUUUGGAGGUUGAUGGCAAGGUCGUGGAAUUGCCACCAUGUGAGGGUAUUAUUAUAUUGAAUAUAUUAAGUUGGGGCAGUGGUGCCAAUCCCUGGGGUCCCGAUAAGGAUGAUCGUUUCUCAACACCAAAUCACUAUGAUGGCCUAUUGGAAAUUGUUGGCGUCACGGGUGUUGUGCAUUUGGGACAAAUUCAGUCGGGUAUACGCUAUGCAAAUCGCAUUGCCCAGGGUGGCCACAUAAAAAUGCAUUUAUAUUCAGAUUUACCCGUGCAAGUUGAUGGUGAACCAUGGGUACAAUGUUCCGGUGAUAUUGUGGUUUUAAAAUCUGCUCUAAGGGCGACCAUGUUGAAAAAAGUCAAAAAUAAAAUGAAACGUCGCAACACAGAACCAUCAAUGGCCCUGGCUGGCCAACAGAUGUCGCUGGCCCUGCCACCCACAACCGCCGAGGGAGAUUCGGAAAGUGAAAUUGCCAGCAAUAAUACCGAUUUCUGAAUAUGGUACAGCGAGCGUUUGAUUUAAAAUGUUAAUAAAUUUUAUUAAAAAACCACAA